Messenger RNA from Melampsora larici-populina 98AG31, 2701 nucleotides. RefSeq lists its product as uncharacterized. Bases 81 to 2192 code for a protein of 703 amino acids. NCBI's taxonomy places the organism in Eukaryota, Fungi, Basidiomycota, Pucciniomycetes, Pucciniales, Melampsoraceae. The record is from RefSeq and is a predicted model, not a curated record. The transcript has 2 exons.
ACGAUCCAUUCUCAGAUCGGAAUUCUACCACCUCGGCUCAUCGUCAACUUCCACCAAUCGCUAAUGUCAACAGUCCUUUAAUGGGUAACGAAUCUAAUCUCUUUGGUCUUAAUUCAAACUUCCUUUCAACUUCAUCUGUUCCUGUCAAUGCAUAUAUCCCUCAAAACUCAAAAUCACUUUCGAUUCAAGAUGUAGAAGAUCGUGAUGGGCUUGGUAAUACUUCUCCUGGCGUUCUCUCUCCUUCGACACCCGGUUCAGCCUUAGAUCCAGCUCUCAGGAGGAAAUCGUCUAAUUUAAUCUUGAUCGAUCCAUCUGACCAUCAAAGAUCACCUCAUCAUUCUCCUUCGGCUGCUUCUGCAUCAAAAUCGUCUUUCCUGACCCAUCAAACCCCUGGUCUAUCUCAUCCAGCUCCAAGUAGUAACGGGACUCACUUGAGACCUAUCCGUCCUCCUCGUGCACCUGGUCUCGAUCUCUGUUUACCGACAGCUGCUUCUCAAUCUGGAAGUACAUCACAACCGUCUCAUCUGGCUCGUAAAGAUAGCCAAACAUCCUCACUUGUACCUGAAUUAGGAUUGGUUAGUAGUAGAUUCUCAGCCGAUACCACCUUCACUCGACAUUCUGUUGCUUCCACUACGGCUGCCAGUGUUGGACGUUGGAGUCAACCUCCACCUAUGCCAAAUCUUGCCUCGCCUGCUCUGUCUCGUCCGAAUUAUGGCUCAACAGAUGGAAUGCCCAUUGGAUCUCGUCUUUCACUUGAUUCGAGUCAUCAUUCAUUCCAUCAAAACCAACUUAGGCCAAUGUCGAAUGUUUCCGAAGCUACCUCACAUGACAGUCGUCUCAGUAGUAUCCUUGAUCCGGCUAUGAUUGUUACUCCAGUCACUUUGGUCCGAACCGCAUCAGGUCGACAAGCAGCAGUCCAACGAGUCGCACUUCGAGGUCAAGAGAAGGCACGUGUAGUCAGACUCAACCGAAGUGCCAGUACAGCGUCACAUCAUCAACAACCACCUCUUCCUUCUAAUGUGCCCACACAAACUUUAUCACCGAUCGACAGUCCUAAAGAGUCACUCAUGACACUUGCCAAUUCUCCCCCUAUCACCAGGCGUGCCUUGCAACCUCAGGCUUCACUCAAUUCAGUUAUCAUGGAUCAAAAUCAGGAUCAGAACCAAUCCCAAUCCCAAUCAAAUCCUCAAACCUCUCCAUCUCUAUCAUCAUCUUCUGGUGAUCCGUUUGCAGAUUCGGCUGCGGUUCAAGACCUCGUCUCAUCUAAGAACAGUCAAGAGAAAAUGUCUCCCGAGUGGAACUCACUUCUGACGCACCCUGAGAUGAAUCAUUCUACUCUCAGUCAUGAGACACCGAGCAUUUACAGUAAUGCAAGCACUGUGACCAUUGCCGAUGAUGGUCAUGGUAGUAGUCUCUCUGUCCGUUCAGACCAUACCCUGGAUCGUACUCACUCCACUCUCGCUGUUGUAGGCCAAUCACAGAUCAACUCGAAUAGUCUCAAUCUCACUCAUCAAAGAGCCAUCAUAGACAAUCAACCUAACACUGAGAUCAUAGUUGAAGGUCUUGUUAUGAAUACCCAAGAGAAUCAACAAUCAAGAGUACCAUCUAGCAUUAUUACUCCAAGGGUGAACAGUCGAUUUAUGAGUUCACCAUCGAUCGUUUCACGGUCUUCGAUGGCUACCAGUAGUAUUGGAGAAGAAAGUUUUAUGGAUGAAGGACCGGCGAUUGUGAGUACAGCAAGGAUGAUACCGGAUGAUUUGUCAUCUUUGACCCAUCGAGGGACUGGUACACCUAGAUUAUCAGUUUUACAAGCUCCUUUGAGUAGGAUCUCAUUAAGUUCAUUGAUCAAUCAAGAAAGAGUAAUUGAUCGAAACUCAUUAAGAGAACCUAGUCGACCGUUUCUCGGAGGAGGAGGAGGGGCUGGAACAGCUGAAGGAUCCGAUAUAAGAGCUUCGGUCGUCUCGACGUCUAUUUCGAUUAGGAGUGGCUAUGGAUCGGUCCUGGAAGGGAUCCCCUUUAAUAUCGGAUUCGGAACGUUGAAUGAUGAUGAGUUUGGAGGAUUGGGGGAUUUGAAUGGAGGACUUGAAGAUGAAGAGAUCAGUGUUGGUUUGGAUGAUGAUGAAGGGUUGAUGAGGGAUGGCAUCACGGCUUUACAGUUUGUGGAAGAUGGGAUUGGGGAACUUGAGAGUUGAUGCGCUUGGGAUCUGAAUCUUAAAUCAUUCUUGUUUAAGUUUAAGUCAAGUUAAAUUUGAUAAGUAUAUAUAUACCUAGAACUUUGAAAGGAAGGAAAUUUUCUUUUUUUUUUCUUUUCUUCUCCAUUUAUUUAAAGUCAUCACACAUGCUCUUUUUUGGAUUCCUGUCUUUUUUUUUACAAUCAUUUUUUAACAUGUUGAGACAUCUUUUUUUUUUACUUUGAUAUCUAUAUCUUUUGAUCUCUUUAUUAAACACAUGAAGUUUUUCUUUUUGUAUUGUUUUUUUUUGUUGAUCUUUUUUUGGUUUUAUCCGUUUUCUUUUUUUUUUGGUUUUAUAUCAGUCUUUUUUUUUGUUUUCUUUGUUGAAAUGUUUUGAAUGGGUUUGAAUGGAGGAAGGUUUAGUUGAAGAUGAAAAAAAACAGUAUAUACAUAUAUAUAGGAUAUAGAAAAUCUUUUUUUUUGAAUUUUGAAUUUUGAAUUAUUUUUUUCUUUUUAAUAUGUGAAUGGUU